This is a messenger RNA of Alternaria postmessia, 1278 nucleotides long. RefSeq lists its product as uncharacterized. NCBI's taxonomy places the organism in Eukaryota, Fungi, Ascomycota, Dothideomycetes, Pleosporales, Pleosporaceae. The transcript has a single exon. The record is from RefSeq and is a predicted model, not a curated record. Bases 1 to 1278 code for a protein of 425 amino acids.
AUGCCACCAAAGAUACGGAUACCGACUGUUGAAUUUCGAUCGCUCCUUCUACCACCGGUACGAGUACCGAUACGCGCUCUCCAGACAUUAUACCGCCCGCAAUGCGCCUCUCACGUCCCGCGCUCUGCAUGUCCCACCCAACGCCUUGAGCAACGCCGUGCGCUCAACCUGUACAAAACGGCCAAGGCCAAGACAGUCCUCGGCCAACACAAGGUGCUAACGUUCACUCCGUAUGAAUACCCGCGGUUGGAAGACCUGUCACACAAGGUCAGAUUCUGGGAGACGACCAAGAAGGGCGCAAAGGAGGGCUUGAUAGCGGACAACAUCUCAUUACAAGAGCUGUACGACAACCAUGUCAAAGAUGGAGAAAUGCUCUGGUGUAUGGAUGCGCUGAAGAAAGGGAUGGCGCAAGGAUAUUUGGACAAUGAGGACCAGGGCGAGGCGAGCAUGAGUGUACCAGAAAACUUGAGGGAAUUCUCCAUCACCAAAGCACACACGUUCACGAAACCCAAAACUAAGAAGGGCAAGAAUAUUGGAGGGCUCAAAAACAUCAUCUUGAACGAGUCCAGUCCAACCGAAUUCUACAGGCUAUCAUUGGAUCGCGCAUACCAAUUCCUCGAGCAUGGCUGCCCUGUAGAGUUUCGCCUCCGCUUACAAGGCAGACCGCUGCUAAAAGAGGAAAGGAUCAUGGCAGCAAAUCCUCGCCGCUGGCAAUGGAUGCACUCGCAUUUCCCACAUCUGCGACCAGACUUUAUCAUGAAGGGAAUGCCUAAAGGCACAGCCUAUGUAAUUGAACCUGUGAGUGACGGACGCUCAGUGCAAUGGGUGGCUGGAAACCCAGACGCGCCUGGUCAUGAAGGGCUCAACAACCGGAUAUUCAAAAUCAAGGGUGCGGUUGCGCACUCCGUCAAGCAAGGCAAACAAGCCAUGCUGCCAAAGAUAAUGCGCGGGAAGUUGAGAGAAUCCGGGAUGAAUGCUUACUCGACCAACACGGGCUUGCCGAAAGAGCAGGCUCGGGCAAAAUAUGGAAAGGGUGGGAAGGUCACGUACGGUGGCGAAGAGACCAAGUAUCUCAAGAGGGAUGCGGAGACGGACGGGUUCAUGACGCCAGAUCCGGCGUUACGACAAAGUAGGGCUAGAGUUAGAAGAGAGUUGAACGAUGAGUCGCAACGUAAGAUGCACUGGGAAGGUCGCGGGCGCAUAGGCCGCGAUCUGAAUGAGCAAAAGAAGGCUGCCAGAGAGAAGCAAAAGGCCGAAUUUGAGGGGAAGUACAAGUAA